Alternaria ethzedia is the source of this 1296-nucleotide messenger RNA. RefSeq lists its product as uncharacterized. Gene Ontology annotation, molecular function: O-methyltransferase activity. The record is from RefSeq and is a predicted model, not a curated record. The transcript has 3 exons. Lineage: Eukaryota; Fungi; Ascomycota; Dothideomycetes; Pleosporales; Pleosporaceae. Bases 1 to 1296 code for a protein of 431 amino acids.
AUGUCAACACAAGCAAACGGUAUCGGCGUUAAAUCCGCUCCUAACUCCGAAACGGUCGACUUGCUCGCCCUUGCUCAACAGGUUACUCAGCAUACGCAGGCAAUCGCCGACUAUUUGGUAGCAAACAAACAUGCAUCGCCUACGUUUGCGUCAGACUGCAUCGACCGCCCAGAAACGAUUGAGUACGCUGAGCUUCAUGGUAACUUGAAGCGCUCCCUGGAAGACCUCCAAUACCUCGUCGAGGGGCCCAAACGACACUUCCGCGCACUUUGCUGCCAGGGCUACGAGCUCGCAGCCAUUCAAGUGGCACUGGACUUCGACUUCUUCAGCAUAGUUCCCGCGCAUGGCAAUAUCUCGCUGGAAGACUUGGCGAAACACGCAGGUGUUGACCUGGACAGGACCAGCCGCAUCGUCCGCCUCCUGAUCACCGAGUCCAUCUUCCGAGAACCCGCCCAUGGCUAUGUCGCCCACAGCCCCAGCUCAUAUCUUCUACACCAUGACGAAGAGAUUCGUUCGACGGUGCACUACACGGUUGAUGAGAUGCUCAAGGCUGCAUCUUCUACAGCUGAUAAUGUGAAAGCAUCGCCGCUUGAGUACAACAGUGCACUCACGCCGUUUACCACUCGACACGGCCUGCCCAUCUUCGAGUUCUACGAGAAGGAUACCCAGCGUUCCAUUCGCUUUGCUAAAGCCAUGGCCGGGUGGGCUAAGCUAAACUUGAACAUCAACGUCCUCAAGGAGGCCUUUCCCUGGGGCAACCUUAAGGGCACUGUAGUGGACGUGGGUGGUGGUAGCGGCAAAGUCUCCAUCACCCUGGCUGAGCAUUUUCCAGCUCUCAAUUUUGUGGUGCAAGACUCCGCCGAUAUGCACCUAGCGGGUCAGUCUUUGCUCACUGAUGAGACCAAGAGGCGGGUUUCCUUCAUGCAGCACAGCUUCUUCGAGCCGCAGCCGGUGGGCAACGCAGCUGCUUACAUCUUGCGGGCGUGCGCGCUCAAUUGGUGCGACCAGGACGUUGUCACCAUGUUGCGUUCUCUAGUCCCCGGACUCGAACGCUGCGAGCCCAGCACUCCACUGCUCAUCAAUGACCUAAUUCUCCCGGCCCAGAGUUCGGUAACACGCGACUUUGAGCGUGGCCUGCGUCAGAUUGACCUCAUCAUGUUGGUGAGCUUUGGUGGCAAGGUGCGCACUCGGGAUGAAUUUGAGGCUUUGUUAAAACAAGCGGAUGAUAGAUACGAGGUUCGCAGCUUCCGUCCAGAAGGUCUAAUGGGGCUGCUUGAAGUGUACCUGCAACGCUAA